GAAACGCCGCCGUGCCCGCAGAGGGCGCUCGCGCAUCGGAGCCGCUCACGAGCAAGAAGCGGAAGUACAUAGCCGCAAAUGUCCCGGAGAGCCCAGCAACAAAACAACACGUUCAUUCGGGCACCGUUGGAGUUUUUAGGGGGCCUUUCCCCCCCCACCCCCUGGGGCUAGCAUACGGUGUAGCGCGUGUGUUGUUGUUGUUGUUGUUUUGGACCGGCUCGGAUGGCGGCUAGCCGGCUAACAUCGCUGCACCUUUGACCUGUGUGCAUUUGCAGCAGCAUUUGACGUGCAUCAAAUGUGGCAGUUCUGCACUUCAAAUCGGAAACAACACUUUCCCAUUUUCCACGCAGACUUUGUUUAUGGCAACCACGAGCGCCUUGUUAGCUCCCCGAAUAUGAGGCGGUCCGGAGCUUUCCGACGAUGCCGCAGCUUGACGCUAGCUUGACACCGAUCGAGACGCAAAUACUUGGAUCUAAUCUUGAGGAAAUUGUGCCUUAAUUGUGUAUAUAUAUUUGAGUUGUGGCAACGGCUAAUGUUGUUUGGGCAGCCAACGGCAGUGGACGUCCACGUCGGUUGUGUUUCCCGACCUUUUUGGAGCAAAGUCUCUAUGUACCAUGUGCCAGCCGAUGGAAGAGCUUUUCAUUGUUUUGAUUGUCACUCCUACGUCACUGGUGUAAAUAGCUGGCCAAAAGAUGCGUUAUUUGUUUAAAGUGAAAUUAAAUUAAAAGUGCUCAGCUCAAGGUAAACUUCAGCAAGCCAUUUCUUGGCUACUUUAAGGGAAAGUUCUUUACGCCUGCGUGAUGACAGACGUGGACACAGGCAGAUGUGAAUUUGAGCGAUUAGGAAUGGUGGACGGAAAAGCAAGUGGAACAUGGCCACGGCAAUGACUGAAGCGCUUCACUGAAGACAUGAGUCUCCGGCAGCCCACCUCCACCCUUGACAGCCCGUUCGCCGCUUGGCUCAGCAGUCUGACCGUCGGGGAUUCGGAACGCAAGUGGUCCGCCGCUCAGCAGAAGGACCCGCCGGCGGACGCCCCCAACGACGGCGCCGGAGCCGGCCUGGUCCAGAGAUGCGUGGUGGUGCAGAAGGACCAGCUGGGUUUCGGCUUCACCGUGUGCGGAGAGCGGGUCAAGCUGGUCCAGAACGUGCGAGCAGGCGGAGCAGCCGUCAAGGCCGGCGUGCAGGAAGGAGACCGAAUCAUCAAGGUUAACGGCUCGCUGGUGUCCUCCAUGUCUCAUCAGGAGGUGGUCAAGCUCAUCAAAUCUGGAACAUACGUGGCGCUCACGCUACAAGGACCGCCGCCCUCGCCGUCCUCAAUCCCCGCUGAGCCCAACCUCAGCGGUGGGGAGAGCCCACCCAGUCCGCCUUCACUGAGCAGCACCCCCUCCCAAAGAAUCACUCGACCCAAACCACUCCAGGACCCGGAGGUGCAGAAGCACGCCUCUCAGAUACUCAGGAAGAUGCUGCAGCAGGAAGAAAUGGAGCUGCAGGCCUUAAUGGACGAGCGCUGGCGGAACCCGUCCCCGUCUCUGGAAGAGCGAAUCGAAAGCGCCAAGAGGCGAGCUCAUCAAGUCCGCGUCAAGCUUCAGCAGGACGCGUCGCCCAUGCGGACGGAAAGCGUCACUCAGGCUGUCGCUGGGGUCCAAGCAGGGCGCUUGCUGGCAGACUCGAGCGAGGGCGACACGGAGAGUCCCCAUUCAUCCCCCUCAUCUUCCCCGUGGCAGCAACGGCAGCGCUCCGACACAUCCCCCCUCUCUGAUUGGAGCGGGAGGACCCAGAUCAUCGGGCCCGAGGAAGAGGACGAGGACGGAUACGCGUUCAAUGAGAUGGACGGGCCCUUCCAGGACGUGGAGCUGCUGAAGUCGCGGCCCGCCCACAUGACCGUCUUCCUGAGAUACGUCUUCACGCAGCUGCUGGACCCCAACCCGUUGCUCUUCUACCUGUCGGUGGAGGCGUACCUGAGCGCCGCACCCAAAGACGCCCGCUCCCUGGCUCCGCAGAUCUGCGCCCAUUUCCUCGAUCCGGACGCCCCCCUGAAGCUCAAAGUGCCAGUCGACUACCUGACGGACAUCGAGAGCCGCUUCCACGCUCAGGAGGACAUCCGCGGGCCUCUUUCGGAGCUGCAGCAGCAGGUGCUGCCCCACAUCCAGGAACAACUGUUGGACUACAGGAACAAGCAAAUGAUGGGCCUCGGCGCGCUCUUCGGCGAAGCUGACCUGCUGCUACUGGACGGAGACCCGAUGAAGGAGCGUCAGGUGGUGGACAAGCAGGUCACCGCCCUCUGGGAGAUCCUGUGCAAGCACGAGGAAGACAGAAGCUCCCCGCUGGCGUCGGCCGUGCUGCUUUACCUCCGCCACGCCGGCAUCAAGUUGCGAGACUCCAAGGCCUUCCUGGGUUUGAGCAGCGAGAAGGAAAAGUGGACGGCCUUCCUCAAGGCCAAAAAGCCCGGCAGCGCCAAGAAGGAGAAAGAUGGCGAGGACAAAAAGAGGAAUCCCCUCCUCAAGUACAUCGGCAAACCUCGGAGCACCUCUCAGUCCACAUUCCAUGUCCCGUUGUCCCCCACCGAAGUGCGCCCAGGAAGCGUCAAGAACAUCAUUCAGCACUUUGAGAAUCACACGGAAGACGGCGGCGACCCGUCCUCGCCGUCCUCCGCCGUCGACGAGGACAGCCCCAGCGGGUCCAAACGGCUGGCGCGCAGCGAGUCUUUGAAAGCUCAGGGAGAAGGGCGGCGGCGGGGCGGGGCCUCCUGCGGCGACUCCGUACCCCGCUCGCGCAGCGACGUGGACAUGGAGGACCCGGCGGCGGAGGACAGGGAAGGGACGGCUUUCCGACUGCAGCAUAGCACGUCCUCGGCGUCCGGCAGCUCGGCCAGGUCUCUGGAAAACGCCACGCCGCCCUACACGCCUCGCUCCAUCCGCAGGGGCACGGAGUCGCCGCUGAGCCUGCUGCUGCUGGACGCCGGCGGCGGUGGCGAGGAAGAGGCCUGCGAGGCUCACAACUGGCAGGAGACGGUGCCGCGUCAGCUCUUGGACACACUCAGCCCGAGGGAGGUGGAGCGCCAGGCCGUCAUUUAUGAGCUCUUCACAACCGAGGCGUCGCACCUCCGCACGCUCCGAGUUCUGGACCAGGUCUUCCUCCAGAAGAUGAGGUCUGUUCUCAAUGCGGACGAGCUGGCGUGCAUCUUUCCCAACCUGCCGCAGGUCUACGAGCUGCACGCUAGUCUCUGCGAGGCCAUGAGGAAGCGGCGAGAGUCGCUGAUUGUUCAAGACAUCGGCGAUGUCAUGUUGGCCAGGUUUGAGGGCGCCGCCGGCGAGGAGUUUGAGGAGCAGGCGUCGCGCUUGUGCAUGCAGCAGUCCCGGGCACUGGAGCUGAUCAAGAGCAAACAACGCAAAGACCCCCGCUUUGCCCACAUCGUCCAGGAGUGCGAGGCCAGCCGCCACUGUCGCCGGCUGCAGCUCCGAGACCUGCUGGUGGCCGAAAUGCAACGCUUGACCAAGUACCCGCUUCUUCUGGACAACAUCAUCAAGCACAGCGAGGUGACCUCCGCCGACCUUCCCGCCCUCCGCCGGGCUCAGGCCUGCUGCCGCGGGAUCCUGCAGGCGGUCAACGAGGUGGUCAGGGAGACGCAGCACCGCCACCACCUCAGCAAGUACCAGCGCCGACUGGACGUGGCGCCGCAGUUCAAGGGUCUGGAUCUGAGCACCAAGAAGAUGAUCCACGAGGGUCCGCUGCUCUGGAAAGUUAACAAGGACAAGCAGUUGGACAUCCACGCCCUGCUGCUGUCCGACUGCCUGCUGCUGCUGCAGCGCGGCCCCGACGAGCGCCUGUUGCUGCGUCACCCGUCCCGCUGGCUGGGCGGUGGGGGCGGCGGCGGCGGAGGAGGAGGAGACAGCCCGCUGGUCAACUUGGACUCGCUGCUGGUGCGCUCGGUCGCCACAGACAACAAGGCGCUCUACGUCAUCAGCACCGCAGAGAGCCAGAUCUACGAGCUGGUGGCGGGGACGGCGUCAGAGAGAAACACCUGGAAGGAUUUUCUGGAAAAGACCAUCGCUUCUGCCGCCAGCCCACCCGUGUCCAAUCACGGCUCGGCGGCCGAGACUCUUGGUGGCGCGUCCCUGGUGGAAGCUGCAGGCCCCACCCACACAGAAAACGCCGGGAAGACGCCCGUUGACGCCGGCGCCAUCUCUGCGGCUCGCGACCAAUCCGGAGCAUUGCGCUGUGAUGACGGGCACGGCGAGGGCGUGGCGCAGGCAGCCUUGCAAGACGUUGAAACGCUGCGUCAGCUCCUGGUACUCAACGCGGACGUGUGGAGCCACGCCUUCCCAAGCUCGCCCAACGAAUGCGUGCACAAUCUGAGCCAAGACCGAUGGGAGGCGGCGCCGCCGUGCAGCAGCGCUCAGCUCCGACCAAAAGGAAACGUCUUCUACCUGGCCAUGCCCGCCCCCGCGGGCGAGAGCGCCACCGACCCGACAGACGGCGGCCCGGAAGGCGACCCGUCGGCGGAGGCGGGCCAGUCGUGGCAGAGUCACAUGAUCAAAAACGUCGAGGAGGUCUUCCGCACCAUUGAGGAUCUGACCAGCAAACUGCGCCGGCUCAAGGACAUGGAAGGGGAGCACCGCAAACUGCUGACGUCGCUCCGUCGGGAGGAGGAAGACCGCGGCUGGGCGGACGGGAAGGAAGCAAAUCCCGCCCAGCCCAGCGUUCAGUCCACUGGAUUGUGAGAGCCACUUGAAGCGCCCCAAAAGUGACCUCCAAUUGCUCAGCACUUUAGCCACAGAGCGGAAAGCCCCGUCCUCGCCCCGCCCCGCCCCUAGCAUGUUUUAGGCCAGUGGUUCUCCGAAGCAUGGUUGGGUCAGCCGCCUAUAGUUUGCAAAAUAAUUUGCAGUAAAUUAUUAUUUGAUGUCAUUUACUAAAAAAAAAAAAAUAGUGCAUAGCUACUGUAAAGACUGGGAGGGGCGCACCCAUUAAAUACGAAACCAAUGACUGCUCACUCAUGGAAGCAAAUUCCUGCCACACCAGAAAAAAAAAAAAAAACACCUGAUCAAUUUUGCGGGAUGAGUGAGAAUCGUUUUGCUGUUUUACAAAUCAAACCCGAUAGGCAACUGUGCUGAAGAAGAAUAAUCGUGUUCAUUUCCAAAGCUAUCACAUCAUGACACACAGUAAUACCGAGACUUUUUUUUUUUUUUUCUGGUGCGGCUUUUGUACUACUCUGGGGUGAUAAAGGCGUCUUUUCCACAGUAAAUGUGAAAUCGGAUCAAAUUUCAUAUUUGAAAUGCAUGCUUUAUUUAUUAAUUGGAGCUUUUUAACCCCUCCCUCUUUUUAUCCACUUGUUUUCCACCCUUGAACAUCCCCCCCCCCUCACACACACACACACACCUUUAUCGAGGGACACAGUUGGUGGUCAAAUGUCGUAGGAAUUUGAGGGAGGGUUGACCCAAACGUUUGCCAUUACCGACUCAACCGCCUAGCUUAGCAUCAGGACAUACCGGGAAAGGAGCAGUGCUACGUAAGCUAUGCUAAUCCUCCCAGCUGCUGCUGGCAGUCGUCACCUAAAGAAAGAAAGAAAAAAACACUUUUGCUACUUGUCAUGUUGUCAUGCCGCAUUCUCUUCCCGGCGGACGGACACUACCAAAGUCCAAACAUCCGCCAUCCGAGUGCGGCGAAUCACCGGCGCCGAAUCACUGCGUCGGCUGAUUCUACCUCCGUGGCCACGUGCGGGUGCUCCGGCGUAGUUUUCCACGUGUUGCACAAAGUAAUUCUACUGUAACUCGUCAUGUUUCCUGUGUUUGUGACAUUAAAAUCACACAAUCAAAA
This is a messenger RNA of Syngnathus typhle (broad-nosed pipefish), 5814 nucleotides long. RefSeq names its product Rho guanine nucleotide exchange factor (GEF) 11 (gene arhgef11). Lineage: Eukaryota; Metazoa; Chordata; Actinopteri; Syngnathiformes; Syngnathidae. Gene Ontology annotation, cellular component: cytoplasm. Gene Ontology annotation, biological process: intracellular signal transduction; G protein-coupled receptor signaling pathway. Gene Ontology annotation, molecular function: G protein-coupled receptor binding; guanyl-nucleotide exchange factor activity. The transcript is spliced from 41 exons. The record is from RefSeq and is a predicted model, not a curated record. Bases 909 to 4721 code for a protein of 1270 amino acids.